Messenger RNA from Rhododendron vialii, 2325 nucleotides. RefSeq names its product transcription factor IIIB 60 kDa subunit. NCBI's taxonomy places the organism in Eukaryota, Viridiplantae, Streptophyta, Magnoliopsida, Ericales, Ericaceae. Gene Ontology annotation, molecular function: RNA polymerase III type 3 promoter sequence-specific DNA binding; TBP-class protein binding; RNA polymerase III general transcription initiation factor activity. The transcript is spliced from 19 exons. Gene Ontology annotation, cellular component: transcription factor TFIIIB complex; nucleus; transcription preinitiation complex. The coding region runs from base 163 to 2073 and encodes 636 amino acids. Gene Ontology annotation, biological process: transcription by RNA polymerase III; DNA-templated transcription initiation; transcription preinitiation complex assembly. The record is from RefSeq and is a predicted model, not a curated record.
UAAGUUUUCUCUCUUUUGUUUUCCUUCCUCCCCGUACGUCGGCUAAUCGCAUCAGGUAUCUUCGUCCCCCACCCCAACUCUCUCUCUCUCUCUCUCCUCCGCUGUCUCCGGUCCCUUCUGCCGCCGUGUACAGCGCCAAUCCUCUGAAACUUCAACGACGGCAUGGGUUGGUGCCCUCACUGCAAGGAGAAUCACCCCACACACCGUGAUUAUGAUACCGGCACCAUGAUAUCUUGUUCUAAUUGUGGAAAAGUGCUUCAACACGACGAGUUCACUGACGAGCCUACUUUUGUCAAGGGCGCUGGAGGAGAGAGCCGAUUAGCAGGUAGUUAUGUCAAGAGUUUUCAAUCUGAUUACUCAGAGUCAUUUAGAAGGACCAUAGACAAAGGGAAGCAAAAAAUCCAUGAAUUAGCAGUAUCACUAGGUAUAGAGGAUGGUGGUGCUAUCAACCUAGCUGAUGCAUUCUAUAAGAUAGCUGUUGAGCGUAGUUUUACCAAGGGGCGGAGAACCGACCAAGUUGCAGCAGCUUGCCUUUAUAUUGCUUGCCGGGAAAACAAAAAGCCUUUUCUACUUAUUGAUUUCUCCAUUUGUUUGGGUAUAAAUGUGUAUGUACUUGGUGCUGUCUUUCUACAGCUUUGCCAAUUGUUAAGUCUCCAAGAGCAUCCUAUUGUUCAAAAGGCAGUCGAUCCCAGCCUUUUUAUUAGUCGAUAUACGAAUGCAUUAGUGGGAGAAAAUAGGAAGGUUAAUAGCACUGCUUUACACAUAAUAGCCAGCAUGAAGCGAGACUGGAUGCAGACAGGCAGAAAACCCAGCGGGCUAUGCGGCGCAGCAGUGUAUAUCUCAGCUCUCUCACAUGGGUUCAAAUGUUCAAAGUUGGACAUUGUGAAAGCUGUUCAUGUAUGUGAAGCAACAUUGACAAAACGGCUGAUAGAGUUUGAGAAUACAGAUUCUGGGAGCUUAACAAUUGAAGAGCUCAUUAGGAAUGCUGAUGAGCUAAAAAAGGAGGAUCGUUUAAGCAAACUGUCAGAUGCUAAUUCCCGAAAUUCUGAGACAAUGGAAGUGCUAUGUCAACACAAAGACCGAAAGCCUCAUUUUGCUGGACUGUGUGAAAGUUGUUGUCAAGAAUUCAUCGAACUCUCUGGUGGCAUCCAUGGAGGAGCAGACCCUCCUGCUUUCCAGAUUGCAGAAAGGGAGAGAUUAGCCGAAGUAUCUUCUGAGAAGGUUACAGAUUCAAGUUUUAUCUUGAAGCCUCAUCGACACGAAGGCAGUGACGAGCAUAUCAGUGAAGUGGAAUUGGAACAUUCCACUAAAGCCAACCAAAAUGCGACUGAAGCUGAGACAGCUAACUUCACAGAGUCUGCUUGUGCUUCUUCUGUAGAAGAUCAGGCCACAAUUGGUGAUGAUGCUGAUAUAUUUCAGAAGUCUAACGAUACAAAUAGUAUUGCUGAUGAACCAGACAGACUUUCGGAUAUUGAUGAUGAUGAGGUGGAAGGCUACCUAAACAAUGAGGAGGAGUGUUACUAUAAGAAGAUUAUUUGGGAAGAAAUGAACAAAGAAUAUCUUCAGGAACAAGCAGCAAAGGAAGCAGCAGCAGCAGCUGCUUUUAAGGACCUUAGUGGGGCUUCUGAUGAAAUGCGCAGUGCUCAAGAACUUGCUGCUGCCGCUAAUGCUGCGGUAGCAAAAUCAAGGGAGGAACGACGGAAAAAACGAGCUUCAGAAAAUGGCAAUCCUGCUCAAACAGCUGCAGAAGCAACCCGCCAAAUGCUAACAAAGAAGGGAUUGAGUUCGAAGAUCAACUAUGAUGUACUCGAUAAACUCUUCGAUGAUCAGCCCGUUCAUGAUACCAAAAGAACUCGCAUUGAAUCGCCGCGUGCUAGUGACAUUGACGUCCAACAACAGUUCAGCAAGGAACGAAAUGGAGCAUAUACUGAUUAUGAUGGCGAUGAGAAGGAAGAAGAGAAUGGAGAAGUGGAAGACAUGGGCGGUGAAGAACCGGACGAAUGGUAUUCUAGAAAUGAGGAGGAAGUAGAGGAUUAUAGCUAUUAUGACAAUGAUGGAGAUGAUGAAUAUUGAUUUUCCUUUUGCUGAUUGAUUCCAUUUUCAAAUAGGAUUUUCAGGUGAUAGUUAUUAGGAUUUGUUGGGAUACUCCCUUUUGUCCAUUUUGGAAGAGUUGAAGGUGGGAAAAUAGGGGCAAAAAGAAUGCUUAGUAUAAGAGAUAUAAUGAUGGUGAUACAACUGUAGAGCUGGACCUCCUGAAACCUCAGUGUACAAUAAUAUUUAGUUAAAAUUGCUAGUGAAAAUUGUAUAAAUUUCUGUUUUUCUGAA